AGUCCGGUGAGAGAGAGCAAGUUAUGUUGAUAGAAGCUGCGGGCUUGCAUUUUUCUACUGUAUGUUCUACUGAAGAAAAAAGUCGCCUACAUCUUGGAUGGGCUGAAGGUUCAGGCAUGAUGAAAGGCAUUAUUCCCAAGAACAAAACCAAAGGUACUGAUUUCUGCGGAGUGAAAGACUACUAUUACAUAAUCCGGUCUGAUCUCGGCUGCUAUAUGCAGUCAAGUAAUUUCAAUAAAGGUACAGAUCUCACUAUUUUCAGUCUGCACCCUACCUGCCAAAAUGGAGACCAUUACCUUGGUCAUCAGGAUGGCUACUUCUACAUCAUCAAGGGCCAUUCUUAUCGCAGGGUCACCGAUCUGUCGACAGACGGUGGUGCUGUAGUUUACAGCCUUCAUCCCAACUGCCAGGGUGGAGACCACUACCUCUCAGCCUUUGGCAAGUUUUACAUCAUCUUCCAAGGUAAGGGCACUUACCGAAGAACGACAAACAUGAAUCAAGACUCGGAUGCUGUAGAAUAUGACCUGCAUCCCAACUGCAGAGAUGGUCUCUAUUACUGGGGCCUGCCAAACCACUACUACUUCCUCAAGCCGGUCUCAGAGUGGGGAGUUGAGUACUACAAAGCUACCAACUUCAACAAAGACGAGUGUGUCGGUGUCUAUUCUGUUCAUCCCGAUGUUGUUAACUUCCUGCCUGGUGGCCUUUCAGUAACUAAAGGCCCAGCAUUUGGCAUUUGGGAGAAUAUUAAAACAAUAACUAAUGACAGCAAUACACCAGUGACAUGGCAAAAGAGAGUUAAUAAAAAGGUUGGCUACAAUAAGGAGAAGAUGUCCCAGAUCACGCACAACUGGAAUAUAGCCACAUCAGCCUCAAUUGAAUCUGGAGCCCUUUCAGGGUUAAUUGCGAAGUGGCAGUUCUCCUUUUCUGCAGAAUAUGGAGGUUCACAUGUCAGCACUGAAACCGAAAGCUGGAAUGAAGCGACUGAAGUGGAAGAACAACUCUCAUUUGAGCUGAAGCCGAAUGAAAGUUUAUAUCUGUGGCAGUACAAACUGGGUCUUGGACAAGAACCAGUGUUGUUCUGCCGUGAUUUGAAGAUUGACGAUGAGCCUAACCCUCCGGCUGAAAUCCCACUGCCACCUGCACAAACAUGAACGAUUAUCAGCACAAUUAUACUACAAGAAUAAAGAAAAGUGCUUUAGUUAAAUACCUUUAUUCUAACUUUUCAAGCAAUUACUUAGAUAUCUGCAAGCAUUGCUUUAAAUUCAGGCAGAGAUUAGGCUGAAUAAAGUAAAUAUCUAUAAAUCAGCUCUUAAUGGUUAAUUCCUAUAAUAUAGUCAUCAGAAUUUGGUUUUACUUGGAAACAAAUAGGUGUGAGGUUGCUGAAGUGUUUGAUUCACAAGUCAAAAAUCAUUGCAUUCUGUACUCAUCAUUGUGUGCAUAGUGUACAUGUAAUAUUUCCAUUUUGUUUAUUUUUCACAUAUUUCAACUUAUAACAUGCCAUUUGCAUUUUGCUUUCAAUAUGUAAAAUAAAGUUGGCAUAGU
Onychostoma macrolepis is the source of this 1542-nucleotide messenger RNA. RefSeq lists its product as uncharacterized. The record is from RefSeq and is a predicted model, not a curated record. The transcript has 3 exons. Bases 24 to 1151 code for a protein of 375 amino acids. Lineage: Eukaryota; Metazoa; Chordata; Actinopteri; Cypriniformes; Cyprinidae.